ACGUCACUCCCGGGCGACAGGCGGCACGUCUGCUGGGCUUUCGGCGGGCUUUUGGCGGGCUUCCAGGGGGCAGUCAUGGCUAUGGCUAGCGAUUUCUACCUGCGCUACUACGUAGGGCACAAGGGCAAGUUUGGACACGAGUUUCUGGAGUUCGAGUUUCGGCCAGACGGAAAGCUUAGAUAUGCCAACAACAGCAAUUACAAAAAUGAUGUCAUGAUCAGAAAAGAGGCUUAUGUACACAAGAGUGUAAUGGAAGAACUGAAGAGAAUUAUUGAUGACAGUGAAAUUACAAAAGAAGAUGAUGCUUUGUGGCCUCCUCCUGACAGGGUUGGCCGACAGGAGCUUGAAAUUGUAAUUGGAGAUGAACACAUUUCUUUUACCACAUCAAAAAUUGGUUCUCUUAUUGAUGUAAAUCAGUCAAAGGAUCCUGAAGGCCUUCGAGUAUUUUACUAUUUGGUACAAGACCUGAAAUGUUUAGUUUUCAGUCUCAUUGGCUUACAUUUCAAGAUUAAACCAAUUUAAAGUGUAUGUUUUUGAAACUGUUUGUAUAUUUAAUUAAGGAUUGGGUAAGGGAAGGUUUAUUUGUCAUUUACAAUAUUGGAAUUUGUAUGAAUGUGAAGCAAACAAAAAUCAUUUUUGUAUGUAAACUGAAAAUAAGAAAGUACAUAAACAAGCUUACUAGUUAUUCUCACUUGGAUCUAAGUGGGGUGGGAAGUCCCCAGAAACAUGAAAUUUUGUAAAUAUAAAUCCCCUUUUGUUGGAAUUUUGCCUCAAUAAAAUACAUCAAAGCCUGGA
This is a messenger RNA of Tupaia belangeri chinensis (Chinese tree shrew), 795 nucleotides long. RefSeq names its product mago homolog B, exon junction complex subunit (gene MAGOHB). Lineage: Eukaryota; Metazoa; Chordata; Mammalia; Scandentia; Tupaiidae. Gene Ontology annotation, cellular component: exon-exon junction complex; nucleus; catalytic step 2 spliceosome. The coding region runs from base 76 to 522 and encodes 148 amino acids. Gene Ontology annotation, biological process: RNA splicing. The record is from RefSeq and is a predicted model, not a curated record. The transcript is spliced from 5 exons.